Ailuropoda melanoleuca (giant panda) is the source of this 6024-nucleotide messenger RNA. It is a transcript of the gene SLC17A9, whose product is annotated as solute carrier family 17 member 9. Lineage: Eukaryota; Metazoa; Chordata; Mammalia; Carnivora; Ursidae. Gene Ontology annotation, cellular component: membrane. Gene Ontology annotation, molecular function: transmembrane transporter activity. The transcript has 13 exons. The record is from RefSeq and is a predicted model, not a curated record. Gene Ontology annotation, biological process: transmembrane transport; ATP transport. Bases 3697 to 5094 code for a protein of 465 amino acids.
CCAAGGUGUGGGGGCGGGGCCGGGCGGCUGCUUGGGGAGGGGGCGAAGCCACUCUCCUUCCACCUGGGGUCGCGCACUUCCUGGCUGUCCGCAUACCAGUACCCAGACCCAACCCAGGACCCUCCUCCCUGCGAGUGCCCCUUGAGCCCCCUCGAGGCCCUCAGGGUCCUGGUGGUUGUUCAGGCAGGAGGUAUCCCAGGAGGCCUGCCUGGGGGUGGGAGGCAUCAUCCCGGAUGGUGGAGAGGGAGCUCACAGGCACCGCUGAGUCCUGGAACCGACCUUGCCAGGAAGGACCACAGGCAUUUCCAGGCCUGAGGGCAAGGAGGAGCAGUAGAGGGUCACGCACAGGCAGCUGGGGAGCCUGUCGGGGGGUGGCUGAGUCCUGCCCCCACCCGGCAGCUGUGUGCUGUGGACAGGUCUCCGUGGGCCGGGCCCAGGCAGAUCGCCCACUCCUUUCUUUAUCUGUGACCAUGCCACUGCCACGUUCAGGAGUCCCCAGGGACACACAGCAACCAAGAACGAGGUGGGGACUCUCUGAGGAGUCCCAGACCACCGUGCCUCAGCCCUUGCUCUGGUUCUGUGGUCCAUGGCCCCUCAGGCAAGCCAGCUGGACCCCGGGUCCAAAGUCGGGCCCUGGGAUCCCAACGCCAGUCCACCUGCAGCUCUGAGUGCCCAGGGAGCCUGUUCCCUGUAGGGCGAUGGCUGGUUCCUGCCCCUGCGUCCCCGGGACAGGCUUGCAGGAAGCCUCUAAGGGGCAGCCACCCCCGGCCCACUGAGGCUGGGGCAAGAUGAGGGCAAAGCUAGUGGGGAUGAUGGAGAGAGGCUGACAUCAUGAAGCAGCCCUCAGAAGCCGAAAGGAAAGGGUAUGGACGGCGGGGCGGAGAAGGGCCCAGUCUCCCUGCCAGGCAUCCACCGGGACAGGGGGCUGCACUCUGUGGUACGGCCGGGUCCAGGAGUGCCCUGAGGCCUGCCUCGCUCUCGUCUUCCCUCCCUGCCGUCCUGGUUAUUGAGGUGCUGAUCCAGGUGGCAGGCCGGGCUUCACGGCCUUGUGGGCAGAGAGGGUUGUGGCCCAGGGCUCUAGAAUGUUCUGCAAACUUCCCUCUCAGGUUCUGUUUCAGUGGCUCUGGCUGGCCCUGCCUUAACGUCUUCCCUCUGUGCCUGUCUCAGGAAGGAGCAGCUGCAGCUCCCCAGGCCCUUGACAGGCGAGGCACCUGGCAAGUUCUGGAAGGGUCUUUGGGUUCCUGGGUAGAGCCGGGCUCAGCUGGGACAAGGCGCUCCCCACCCCUGAGCGGACAAUCCCAUCAGUCACAGUAAGCGUGGCUGUUUAUUGCAGCCAGCACAGCAUGGCCUCUGCAUCGACAACCACACAUCUGCUCUGGUGGCCCCGGGAGGCAGGACCGCCACUCCUCAGCCACGUCCCUGGGGUGGGGGCAGCCUUGGGCCUGUGUGUUCUCUCCUGGCCUGCAGCACCGGCACAUUGCCCUUUUCUGAAUCGAGGGGCCACGUGACCAUGCAUUUACUCAGCCAUGGAUGCUUCUCAUGCACAGGGGCUGUUGGCAGGAAGCAGAAGGUUCUAGAAGGUUCACAGGAAGCAUUCCGAUGAGCUGGGGGCAUGGACCUGAGGUUCAGGACCGGUCAAAGUGAGCAGGAUGAAGCUUUCCUGUCCCAUCCUGCCAUAGCCUCUUGUUCCCAAACAGCCCUCUGCAGGCUUGAGAGUCUGGGUUUGGUGUGCUAACCAGCCCUCGGGCAGCUGUCCGUGGCGGGUCGCCGCCUCCAGCCAGACUUCCUCAUUCUGUGUCCCCACCAGCUAUAGAGGAAGUCACUUUGCUGCCUAGCUGGCACUGCCCGCCAGCUCAGGGCCUGGGGGGCCUCUGGGGCCCAGGGAGGAAGCACACAGCACCUGGCCCCACACAGGCUCGGAGCACACUGCUUGCCUGCACGCUGAGGGGGCUUUCUUGGCGUCCUGUGGUCAUAAGGAGGCCAAGGGGCAGCACUGUAUUCUAGGUACCGGCCAACCUUCCAGAGCGGGUCAGCCUCAGCUGGCCUUCUGGUGUUUCUAACUAGACGUCCCACCCAGAGAGCAAACACAGCCAGGCUCUCGGGGUCACCAGUGAGAGGCACCUGAGGGCCAGGUGGGCUUGCUGAGUGCAGGUGACCCUCCAUGGCUCUGAGCACAGAAAGGAAUAAAGCUCCUUUGCAAGGUACUUUUGGGCUGUGGCUGUCUGCUCCCACGCCCUGCCGUUCCAGCACCCUCAGGCAGGGCACACUGACGCUUGCAGACGACCCCAGCAAGGGGCACAGGAGCACUGUGGGCUCGUGUGGGUGUCCUGGGAUGGGGCAUCUGGAGGCCAUGGCAAUGCUGCAGGGCAGGCACGCCCCCAGGGGCUCCACGGGCUGCAGCCAGCUGGGCUCAGGCCGGCAGCUGGCCUGUGUUGGUCUGUGCCUUCCUGGUAAGGCCCGCAGGGGCGUUUGCUUAGAAGGAGCAACGUCCCCGACAGGACUGCUGCCCUCGGGAGGGACACCCGGGGUGAGGUGCUCACGGGGCAGCUUUGGUCAAGGCCCAGGGAUGAGCGCCGGGGAGAUGUUGGGGGUGUCAUCUUCAGGUUUGGAACCCCGGAACCUGCAGUGGUCUCAACACCCAGGGGUCCUGCGUCCAUGUCAGAUGGGCACUGAGCAAGUGCAAAUGCCCACCCCCCGUCCCCCUGCCCUGCCACCGCCUCGUGGUCUUUGGUUCUGGAUGGAAAACUAGCCCAGAGGGAGAGCCGGUGAGCUGCCCUGUGGGUCCGCCCCUCCAUGCUGGCGUCUUCAGCCGGGGAGGCCGCUGGGACCUGUCGGGUCUGCCCCAUUGUCUGGGCAUCUGAAUCAUUCCGGGAACAUUUUAAGAACCAGGAAGUGGGAGGGGGGCAUGAUGACGAGGGGUCACCGGGCAGUUUCCUAGUGGAGCGCCCUCCCCCAGCCUCAGCCAAAGCAGGGUCUGGUGUCCGGCUUCUGGAAUUACAGGACUGGGUGUGUUUUUAGCACGGAACCCUAUUUCCCACUGGACUCAUAGGUAAGUGCAGAGAGCAGCAGAGGGUGCCCCGGAAUCCCACCCAUGGCACCCCUCGGGCACUCAGAGACCUGGCUUAAAAUCCGUGGUCCCACCUCUUCACCGUGAGGGUGGAGGGACGGUGGCCCAGGGGUGGGCCCAGACAGCGCCCCAGCCUUUCCGCCUGCAGAGCUCUUUACUGCGCCACACCACAGGCCCCAUCGAGAGCUGGCUGGCACGCUGGACCUGAAUUCCCAAACCCCAGAUGGGGCCUGGCCUACGGAUACGGGUCUACUGGGGGACAGAAGGCUGGGCUGUUGGAACUUGGUCAUUCACUUGGUCAUUCACCCCGAAGCCCCCGAGUGAUGGUGUCGAACCUCACAUCAGCUGUGUCUGCUGGGGGGACUGCGGCCUCUUCAAGGGCAGUGGCUCCUUGGCUGCAGAGGGCAGUGGCCAAGGAGGGAUGGCCCCGCCACAGGCCUGGCCAGGCAGAGUGCCUCCUCCUCCCUGAUUAUGGAAAAGUACACGGUGAUUUGCAAGGGGGCGUGGACCCACGUGGCCAUGCCGGCCAGAGGACGUGGACACGGUUGCCUUGCCUCCCUCCUGGGCCGUCACAAUGGCUCCUUGUUGGGAUAUCGGGAACUGCUGGUCACUCUGCUGUUUACUGACCCAUGAAGGAGGCAGAUGUCAUAGGUCCUGAGACCUUCCUCGAUGAGAAGACAGGCUUGAAGAGGCUGAUCCACAGCCCCAACCAGAGCUGCACACGGGCUAGCCGUGGCUGCUGCGGCUGCCCCAGGGUGGCAGCAGGCCACGGAUGGCCCGAGUGCCAGGCGUGGACAGGGACGCUGCUGCUGGGCACGUGCCUGCUGUACUGUGCCCGCGUCAGCAUGCCCGUGUGUACCGUCUCCAUGAGCCAGGACUUCGGCUGGAACAAGAAGGAGGCCGGCAUCGUGCUCAGCAGCUUCUUCUGGGGCUACUGCCUGACGCAGGUGGUGGGCGGCCACCUAGGGGACCGGAUCGGUGGUGAGAAGGUCAUCGUGCUGUCCGCCUCCGCCUGGGGCUUCAUCACGGCCGCCACCCCGCUGCUCGCGCACCUCAGCAGCGCCCACCUGGUCUUCAUGACCUUCUCUCGCAUCCUCACGGGCUUGCUCCAAGGCGUGUACUUCCCGGCGCUGACCAGCCUGCUGUCCCAGAAGGUACGAGAGAGCGAGCGAGCCUUCACCUACAGUGCUGUGGGGGCUGGCUCCCAGUUCGGGACGCUGGUGACAGGGGCCAUGGGCUCCCUGCUCCUGGACUGGUACGGCUGGCCGAGCGUCUUCUAUUUCUCCGGCGGGCUCACCCUGCUGUGGGUGUGUUACGUGUACAGGUACCUGCUGAGCGAAAAAGAUCUCAUCCUGGCCUUGGGCGUCUUGGCGCAAGGCCUGCCGGUGUCCAGGCACACCAAAGUUCCCUGGAGACAGCUUUUCCGAAAGCCCUCCGUCUGGGCGGCCAUCUCCUCCCAGCUGUCGUCUGCGUGCUCCUUCUUCAUCCUCCUCUCCUGGCUGCCCACCUUCUUUAAGGAGACAUUCCCCAGCUCCAAGGGUUGGGUCUUCAACGUGGUGCCCUGGCUGGUGGCGAUUCCCGCCAGUCUGUUCAGCGGGUUUCUCUCUGACCAUCUUAUCAAUCAGGGUUACAGGACCAUCGCUGUGCGGAAGUUCAUGCAGGUGAUGGGCCUCGGGCUGUCCAGCGUUUUUGCCCUGUGUUUGGGCCACACCUCUAGCUUCUGCAAGUCUGUGGUCUUUGCAUCAGCGUCCAUUGGCCUGCAGACCUUCAACCACAGCGGCAUUUCAGUCAACAUCCAGGACCUGGCCCCAUCCUGUGCCGGCUUUCUGUUUGGUGUGGCCAACACAGCUGGGGCCUUGGCAGGUGUCGUGGGCGUGUGCCUGGGCGGCUACCUCAUUGAGACCACAGGCUCCUGGACGUCCAUGUUCAACCUGGUGGCUGCCGUCAGCAGCCUGGGGCUGUGCACCUUCCUGCUGUUUGGAGAGGCCCAGCGAGUGGACCUGAGCCCCACCCACGAGGACCUCUAGCUGCCCCAGCCUGACCGUUCCUUCAGUGCUGUCUGCCUUGGGGUGACGGGCUCUGUUGGAGAGCCUCCCACUCCUGACUCCAGAUGUGUGAACAGAGGGAGGGCGAGCCCUAGCCGAGCCCCCUGGGUGGGCCUCAGUUUCUCCAGUGAGGUGAUCGUGCCCUCCCCUCAGGGUUCGUGGACUGUCAGGGGUGAGUGGAGUUAGUAUUUUUAGUCGCGGCUGCAUCAUUACACACACACACAGUCUGUUCCACGUAGAUCCACGUAUCCCUGUGGUCACCACGCUGGGAGCGUUGCCCAUCACUGCAAGGGCUGGGGCACUGCCGGGCUGGACUUCCCCAGAGACCUGCUCUGCUUUGAUUCUUGGCCCGUGGGGCCAGAUCAUUCUUCGUGGGGUGAGGGGGGCUGUCCUCUGCACUGUGGCUGAAUCCCUGGCCCCCACCUACUAGGUGACCCCCCGGUCAUGGCAACCAACAUUGGCUCCGGCAUCACCACAUGUCCCCAGGGGAACUGCCCCUGGGUGGGAACCACAGCUCUCAUGAAGGUUGUUAGGGGCCUGUGGCAUUUCUCCUUCUCCAAGAAGCCAGGCUGAGACCCUAGCUCAGUGGGCCGUAGGCUAGACGCCCUUGCCCAUCUUCGGGGACGCCCCCGGCAUCCCCUGUGGGUCCCUUGGCACUGGCGACAUGUUCUGCCUCCCUGGCGCCCGCGGAUGCCAGCGGUAAGGAGACUGUGGGUCCCUCUCCUGCCCAGCGUGCUCCCGGGUCCAGGGAGCCCUCCUGCAUUGUCCCUCUCUCUCCCAACAGAGGAGCUGGUCAUCUCCGGAAUUAAUAACAGAUCUUGCAAGAUGUAUAUGUAGAAAAAAGAAAAGAAUGUGGAAAAAUCACCCCAGACUUAUUUAAAUGAUGGCUAUUAAACUGGAAAAGGAAGACUA